AUGGUCGGUGCGCACCACCACAUCACGACAGCGUACAGCCCGUGGGCCAAUGGCACCGUCGAAGUCGUCAAUCGACUCGUGCUACGAGCAGUCAAGGCCCUGCUCAACAAGAUGCGACUCAACGUCGAAGAUUGGCACCUGGUCCUGCCCUUAGUUCAAGGCGCGCUUAAUCAUCAGCCAGCAAAUCGGCUGGGCGGAGUUGCGCCUGUGACUGCGUUCACUGGCCUGCCAGCCAAGACGCCAAUGUCCGGGUUCAGCAAUAUUGAAGCUCUCGCAGCAGCGUUGCACGAUCUGCACCGUGACGUAUCAACACGAAGCGACAAGUUGCGCCAGCAGGCGCGUGGGCGUCACGACAAGAAGAACAAGGUCAAGUUCACGAAUUUUGCCGUCGGCGAUUACUUACUAUGGCGCGGGCCGAAUCAAGUUGUCCGCGUGGUGACCGACCACGUCAUGGAGACGCAGCAGCUGGUGCCGCCGUUUGGAGUAUCGACGCACCACUCGUGCGGGCUCAAUAUGUACCAAGAUUCAAGUCUUGAGGUCACGGAAGACCUCAUCAAUCAAAUCGCGCUCGGUGAUGGCAGAUUCCACGUGGAACGCCUCGAAAAGGUCCGACUCGCUGUUGGUGAAUACCAAGUCCAAGUCAAGUGGAUGGGCCUUGGUGACGAAGAAGUGUCGUGGGAGCUCGUGAGGGAACUCCUCGACGACAUCCCGGUCGUCUUCACUAAGAGGUGCAAGACCCACAAGUCAGCCAAGUACGUGGCCGCGAUGGUGAAGAACCUGGGCCUCCUCUAG
Aphanomyces invadans is the source of this 792-nucleotide messenger RNA. RefSeq lists its product as hypothetical. NCBI's taxonomy places the organism in Eukaryota, Oomycota, Saprolegniomycetes, Saprolegniales, Verrucalvaceae. The transcript is spliced from 3 exons. The record is from RefSeq and is a predicted model, not a curated record. Gene Ontology annotation, biological process: DNA integration. Bases 1 to 792 code for a protein of 263 amino acids. Gene Ontology annotation, molecular function: nucleic acid binding.